Molecule: messenger RNA, 2460 nt
Organism: Venturia canescens
Lineage: Eukaryota; Metazoa; Arthropoda; Insecta; Hymenoptera; Ichneumonidae
Exons: 2
Coding region: 1-696 (231 amino acids)
Source: RefSeq, a predicted model, not a curated record
AUGGCGAAAAUUGAAAGAGUCUUUUAUUGUCAAUUGUUUUUCAGUACAACCAUCAAUCGAGGGUUUGAUAACGCUCAGCGAAACGGUGGACGAUCCACCAGCAAAGUCUCUUUAUCGAGCACCACGCUUUCGCAACGAGUCUCACAGGGUGCUGUUGUGAACAAGCUUAUGAAGGGGAAAACACGUUUGCGCGAGAAUGAAGGGAGGACGCUCAACUGCCUUGAGACACACAGCGCAAGAAAGACGAGAAUAAAACAUUGGGAUCAUUUUGAGCAACGUAUUAGUCCGGAGGAGUUCACGGAUUUGUCAGAGACGAAUCAAAGGAUCGCCGGUUUCAACAAUAAUAAAAUAGACCUGAGAAGAAAUGAGUCGGAAUCAUUGUGCGAGUUGAAAGUUCAAUAUCGAUUGAACGGGAUGAGCGGCUCAGACGAUGAGAACGAAGGCGAGGAGGAGGAGGAGGAGGAGGAACACGUCGUCGACGACGACGCGGAUGUUGUUAUAGAGGAUGAGACGAGCGAUUACAAAAUAAAUCUAAUAACAUUCGCGAUAAUGAGCAGCGUGUCUCAAUUUUUAUCGCCCUCAACGCAAGCACCUCCGCGUGCCAGCAAACUGGAAAUACACAUGAUAAGCACACCAUCACCUCCGAGGACUCCUCAAUGCAUUUGCUCGAAUAACAGUGGAAAUAAUGGACAGUAAUAAAAUUCUCGUAUUAUUGAGAGGCUUAUCCGGAAGCGGAAAAACAACUUUAGCCAAUAAUCUGAUCGCGACGAGCCUCGGUGGAAACACUGCCUCGUACGUGUACAGUACCGACGAUUUCUUCGUUAAUCUCGAACGAAGAGGGUUCUAUAAAUUCCACCCGCUAAAACUCUCGGAAGCUCAAAUGUUCAAUCAAUCGAGAGCCGCUGAGACAAUGAGGAAUGAACGUACACCGAUCAUUACUGAUAAUACGAACAUUGAAGCGUGGGAGAUGCGCCCGUAUGUGACGAUGGCUGUUAAAAGCGGGUAUACGGUUGAAAUCCUCUAGCCAAAUACACCCUGGGCUCACAAUCCGGAACGACUUGCUGAGAAAAACGCUCAUAAUGUUACGAAAGCAAAGAUUAGCGAGAGGGCUAUGAAAUAUCAGAUAAUACCGAGUGGUAAAAAAUUACUCGAUAUGUACGGAUUUGAAUAAGCAGGACUCAACGGUCCAUUUUCUCAAAUUAAUCAGCAGGAAAAAACGAAAGCUCCGCUUCCGCCUUUACCGGCCUCGCUGCUGCAUUCCGUUCCUCCUACUUCUCGUACGCUUCGGGUUCAAUCCAAUUGUUGGGACAACAAUGACAAAGACAUUUACGUAUUAACGAGCGACGAUAUCGAAAGUAUGCAAAAUAUCGAUGAGAAUCGUUAGGAAGCGGUGUUUCAAAACGAGAGAUCCGAUAAUAACGAUUACAGCGAGACAAAUGUACCACAAAAAAUUCACUUACGCCGACAACGUAUUCAAUGAUUAUAUUAAAGAAUUUCAAGAUUCCAACGUUCCGGAGAGCUUCGAAGUUAUCGAUGACGAGGCCACCGUAAAUCGUGCAUGUUUUCAACAAUCUCGAGAUUUCUAUGAAAUUUCACAGGGUAAGCGAGAUUCGAGCGAGGAAUGUUGCGGUCUCGAGCCUCGCGACGUUUGUGAAGAUUCCAACGAGUGUCAACAGACACUCGGGGCUAUCGGUUCCGAGAGAAAAUUUAAUCACCCCACGGAGGCCAUGAUCAAUCCCGAUGAAUCGGAAAAAGUACAAGCCGAGAAUAACGUUUUGUCAUAGUGUUGAGACUUUACUCUGAUUUCCUUCAAAAAUAUCACUAAUAGCGAGGAGUCCGUAGUUUCUGAAAAGCUAGAUCCUCAAGUGUUCGAGAAUGAAAAACCAGUGGAAACUUUGAAUGAUGACAAAAAAGUCUUUGAAACGAUUCUAUUGGAAAAUCCUGAUUCUAAAGAGCCAGUAGACAAAACGAUGGAAAAAUUCUUGAAAUGAGAAACAAACUUUUGGAAAGAUGUUGGAAAUGAUGAUAUCGCUUCACCGCAAAGAACGAUGAUUUGUUCGAUAUUUAAUUUGUUGGAAAGACCGUCGUCGAGUCCCGUAACCGUUGAUUCUUCAUCUUUACAAAUAUGCGGCGGCGGUGGCAACGGCAACAGCAACUACGGACACAGCGACAAUAGCAACGAAGAGCGAAUGGAAUAAUCAGCGAACUUGUUAAAAAUGGAUAUAGUGAAUUCGCCAAAUCAAUAUUUCUUACCAUUUUUUUAUACGAAUUUAAUGUAUUUGUGAGCCCUGAACAUCUACAUAUUAAAAUCGAUUUUUUUCAACAUUCUUGCCAUUUUUUUUACACGAAUUGGUUCAACCAUCUAUUGGCUCUUUAUUAGAGAUUUAUACUCGACAUUUGAUUAAUGGAAGAAGGAAAUUACUUGAAAACUAAUUAAAUUUGUAAAUUACAAAUGUAUAC